Marasmius oreades (fairy-ring Marasmius) is the source of this 1936-nucleotide messenger RNA. RefSeq lists its product as uncharacterized. Gene Ontology annotation, cellular component: plasma membrane. NCBI's taxonomy places the organism in Eukaryota, Fungi, Basidiomycota, Agaricomycetes, Agaricales, Marasmiaceae. Gene Ontology annotation, molecular function: glycerol channel activity; water channel activity. Gene Ontology annotation, biological process: water transport; glycerol transmembrane transport. The coding region runs from base 618 to 1613 and encodes 331 amino acids. The record is from RefSeq and is a predicted model, not a curated record. The transcript is spliced from 12 exons.
CCUUACUGUAAGUUACUCACAAACCAUCAUCACUUCGCUGCAAAAAAGAGAAAUAAAUCAACCCGGCUAUGCACUCUACUCCUGGCCUCAAGUCCCUAGACCUUAUCAGCCGGUCGAACAACCGCCUUGUCUUCGACGUGCUCCACAGUGUUCUUAAGCUUCUUCGUAUUGGUUACACUUAACAUUCCGAAGAAAUCAACCCGGAACGACCUCGAAAAACGGUGUCUGAACGUCAGUCGCACUGCACUUCGCAUGCACUGAAGUGAUAUGGGCCAUUAUCAUAUGCACCGGUGGCUGGAUUCAACUGUUAUGGUGAAUGCAACCGGCGAUACUUCUGUCCUUCAUCUACCUCUGUCCUUCAUCUCGUUUAAACAUCCAAUUCGGUUCACCGAGGCAUGAUUCAAAUAUACAAGCCACUUCAACUGGCGGGGGAAUUCCGGUCUCUUUCUAACUGCGGUGAAGCAACGGCAACAGUCGAUCGAAGGUCAAAUGUUACCUUUUCACCUUCAUUCUGGACGUGAGGAAUAUUGCUGUCGUAAAAAUGUUAUCCUUCGUAUAUAAGGAUACAAUCCGGGGGACUUGAAGCUCUGUCGUCUGGUUCGGGUUCUUUCUUCCUAAUGUCUAACGAUAUAACGUAUACCUCUUCCUCCUCCGACCGCAUCCGCAACGAGAGCUCUUCCCCAACGAAGUCGCCAAUUGAAAGCUCUGAUCAUCGGGAUAUACCCACAAUGCAGCGAAAACAAAGGGUUCCUCAAAACUGGUGGUGGAAGUACCGAAUGAUGAUACGUGAAGCAGCUGCAGAAUUCACCGCUGUCAUGCUUCUCGUCAUUUUUGGUAGCGGCGUCAAUUGCCAGGUCGGUUUGUCGAGCAACACGAACGUGUCUGCUUCUCCCAAAGGGGACUACCUUUCGGUCAGUUUCGGGUGGGCAGUUGGCCUUGCUCUUGGUGUUUGGGUCAGCGCUGGUAUUUCUGGCGGACAUGUCAACCCAGCGGUGACCCUAUCAAUGGCCAUUUUCCGUGGUUUCCCUUGGAGAAAAGUGCCCGUGUACAUGAUCUCCCAACUGCUUGGAGGUAUCGUCGGCGCAGCGAUCGUCUAUGCCAACUACUUCCAUGCCAUCGACAUAGUCGAAGGGGGCCGUGGUGUCCGCACUCUUGCCACUGCUGGAUUCUUUGGAACCUUCGCUGCGGGCUACAUGACAAACGUCUCUUGUUUCUUCGCAGAAUUCCUUGCUACUGCUAUCUUGCUUCUCGUCAUUCUAGCCGUCACCGAUAAACGUAACUGCCCCCCUCCGUAUGGAAUGUUGCCGCUCGUGAUAUUCGUGGUGACACUGGGCAUUGCUGCUUGUCUUGGAAUGGAAACAGGAUUUGCUAUGAACCCUGCCCGGGACUUUGGACCUAGAAUUCUUACAUCUAUGGUCGGUUAUGGCUCUGCUGUAUACACAUUCAGGAAUCACUACUGGAUCUGGUGCCCGAUAAUGGCACCCUUUUUGGGUGCCAUGGCUGGUACCUGUUUCUACGAUAUUCUUAUGUUCACCGGAGAGGAAUCCGUCUUCAAUCGGAGUGGUGCACAAACUCCAGGAAUUAUGGAUCAUGAAGCUGACGACGCCGUUUAAGCCGUCAUGGCAUCGCUUGUCGUCCUCGACCGCCGGAACGAUUUUCAUACACCUCACGAUAUAUGACGAUCCACCUCACGACUUUGUCUAUGUGUCAUCUUUUGGUUCUUCGGUUUCCUAAUCUGCCUUGUUUUGUUUCUCAAGUCGGAGUCAACUCUGCCAAUGCGCCCGUCUAGUUGACCGGUUACUUAUUCAAAAUGGUACAAAAAAAAAAUUCGCUACUGCGUACAACCCAAUAAAUAAAAUUAAAAUUAAAAAUCUGUUAAUGUUCCGAGCAUACUUAAAGCUCUACAUACGACGUCGACAUAUGACUUUAAUCGGCU